AUGGACCGUUAUGUAAUGAGAAAAAGAAAAGUAGAAACAUCUGAAAAUUCCGGUCAUCUUUCAGCCGCAAAAACACUACCAGAUGUGCAGACAAAACCCAGCACUUCGUCGAAACUUCCACAACAAAGUUCAUCGACUGAUUCCUUCAAUCCCACGGAUAUUGGCAAUUAUUUGGAUAUAUUAGCGACCGGAAAUAUUAGUGACGAUAUAAAAUACAAGCUUCUCACUGCUCCAACGAAACCUGAAAAAGGUUAUGUCUUUCCUACUUCCGAGCACAACAAGCGGGGACGGGUUGAACGCAGACAAGUGCACGAUAACCACUUCGAACAGUAUCCAUGGCUGGUGUUCUCCCAAGUUAAACAGGGGCUUUUUUGCAUCAACUGA
Messenger RNA from Phaedon cochleariae (mustard beetle), 384 nucleotides. NCBI's taxonomy places the organism in Eukaryota, Metazoa, Arthropoda, Insecta, Coleoptera, Chrysomelidae. The record is from the annotation of a GenBank genome assembly.